Hypanus sabinus (Atlantic stingray) is the source of this 6107-nucleotide messenger RNA. RefSeq lists its product as uncharacterized. Bases 2024 to 3049 code for a protein of 341 amino acids. The transcript has 2 exons. Lineage: Eukaryota; Metazoa; Chordata; Chondrichthyes; Myliobatiformes; Dasyatidae. The record is from RefSeq and is a predicted model, not a curated record.
CUUUCAAAUCUCUUAGUAUCUUUCCUUUCUGUUAGUUCUGACAAAGGGUCUCGGCCAGAGCCGUUGACAGUGCUUCUCCCUAUAGAUGCUGCCUGGCCUCCUGUGUUCCACCAGCAUUGUGUGUGUGUUGUUUGAAUUUCCAGCAUCUGCAGAUUUCCUUGUGUUUGCACAAUAUACGAAGGAUACUUCACAUUAUGGAUCAUAUAUACAAAAAAAUAAAAUCAAAGCAAUAGUGAUAAGCGUGGAUGCUGAAAAGGCAUUUGAUUCGGUUAAUUGGAAUUUUCUUUACAGAGUUUUACAUAGAGUUGGUUUCCAUAACAAUUAUUAAAACUAUACAGGCACUAUAUGACAACCCUACCGCUAGGAUUAAAAUCAAUGGAUAUUUAAUCAAAUAGUCUUACCCUAGAAAGGGGCACAAGACAGGGUUGUGCAUGGUCAGCACUACUCUUCGCAUUAUAUCUGGAACCAUUAGCUCAAUACAUGAGACAAAGUGGGGAAUUACUAGUAAAGGGACAGAGCAUAAAUUGGCUUGUUACAUGGAUGACAUUUUGAUCUAUCUAGGGCAACCAACAUACUCUUUACCUGAAUUGAUGCAAUCCUUUGAACAAUAUGGUCAAUUAUCAGGAUACAAGAUCAAUAUAGAUAAAACCCAAUUACUUUCAUAUUACUACAGCCCAGCAAGAGAAAUUGAAAGUAGAUAACCCCGGGCAUGGCAAACAGAGUCUUUCAAAUAUUUGGGCAUCAUUAUGCCAAAAGAUUAGGCAACAUUAUCAGAAUGUAAUUAUCAGCCUUUAUAUAAAAAGAACAUUAAGGAAUAUAUAGCAAGAUGGAACCUGAUUCCUUUCUUUUAGUUUCAGUUCAAGGAGUGAGUCUAUUAUAAUGAAUACACUGCCCAGACUGUUAUAUCUCUUUCAGACCCUACCAAUAGAGAUUAAUCAAAAUCAAUUCAAUGAAAGGAACAAGAUGUUAUCAAGGUAUAUUUGGCAAGGUACAAGGCCUAGAGUUCAUCUCAAAACUUUGCAAUUAGCAAAGGAAAAGGGUGAAUGCGGCCUAACUUCUCUUCGAGGUUAUUAUUUUGCAGCACAGUUGAGAGCUGUGAUAUGCUGGAGCAACCCAUCGUAUGACGCACAAAGGAAAAACAUUGAGGAGCGGGUACUUCCCAUCCCCAUACAAGCAGUUUUGGCUGAUAAUAACUUGCAAAGGGUACUGAUUUACUACAGGGGACACGGCACACAGCAUCCACCAAAACGAUAUUUCUUUAGUUUGGCCGGGCUGCGGGUCUAUCACCCCCCAUAUUAAGCUGAGGGCCAAAGCGAGAGUUACAUGUGGUUAGAUUAAAGAACACUGGGGCUGUCUACAAGAAGGGUCAGAGCCGUCUCUAUUUCCUGAGGAGACUGAGGUCCUUUAACAUCUGCCGGACGAUGCUGAGGAUGUUCUAUGAGUCUGUGGUGCCCAGUGCUAUUGUGUUUGCUGUUGUGUGCUGGGGCAGCAGGCUGAGGGUAGCAGACACCAACUGAAACAACAAACUCAUUCGUAAGGCCAGUGAUGUUGUGGGGGUGGAACUGGACUCUCUGACGGUGGUGUCUGAAAAGAGGAUGUUGUCCAAGUUGCAUGCCAUCUUGGACAAUGUCUCCCAUCCACUCCAUAAAGUACUGGUUAGGCAUAGGAGUACACUCAGCCAGAGACUCAUUCCACUGAGAUGUAAACCUGAGCGUCACAGGAAGUCAUUCCUGCCUGUGGCCAUCAAACUUUUCAACUCCUCCCUCAGAGUUUCAGACACCCUGAGCCAAUAGGCUGGUCCUGCGCUGGUUUCCACUUACCCCUAGACAUUGAUUGAGCUUGUUUCUUAUUAUUGAUUAUUAUUCCUACACUUCUAUGUUUAUUAUUGCUAACUUGUUUUAUAUGUGUAUUUGUAUUAUUGAUACUGUUUUGCUUAUUUUACUAAUAAACACCUUUAGCUAACGUGAUAGAUUUCCCUUAUCUGAUCUGGUUGUGUGAGAAACCAGAAAGACAGGCAGCAGAAAUGGAUGUUGACGAGUUUCUGUUAAGUCCAGACUUUGUGGCAUUAAAGAAGGCUAAAAAGUCUGAGUUUUGGGAAAUGGUGGAGUCCUUGGAAUUCAAGGAGGUUAAGAAAGGGACGACAAUGGCAGAGAUACAACGUAAGAUGGCUGAACAUUAUCUCAUGAUGCAGAUAUUCAAGGAAGAGUUGUUAGAACACUUUCCUGUAGGGAAAAAAGUGGCUGUGAUCCAGAAGUGGCCUAGAGAUAAGUGGGUGGUGUUGUUACAAAGUGUACUUAAAAGGAAGGCUCAACGUGCAUAUGCAGCAUUGUCUGUGGAGGCUGCAGAGGAUUAUGAGGAAGCAAAACUGGCUAUCCUUCGGGCCUAUGAGCUGGUACCUGAAGCCUAUAGACAAGAGUUCAUGGACUUAAGGAAGCAGUGGAAUCAGACGUUCACAGAGGUUACAUACGACAAGUGUGUGUACUUUGACCGCUGGUGCGCUGCAGAAGGGGUUGGGGAGGAUUUCUACUGCCUACGAAAGAUGAUCCUGAUUGAAGAAUUAAAAGAUUGUGUUCCGGAUAAUGUCCGGACAUACCUGAAUGAGAAGAAGAAUAAGUCCAUAUCAGAAUCUGCCAAGCUAGCAGAUGAAUACGCCUUAACCCAUCAAAUGAAAUUUUCCCCAAAUAAGUGCUACCACAGGAGUAGUAGGGGUGGUAGAGAAAGCCUAACGUCUAAGUCUGAGACUAAGCCGGGGUCUACCGGAAAAGACAAGGAGGAAAAGCUGUCUGGCAGGUCUCCUAGCGGUGUGUGUUAUAACAGUGGGAAAUCUGGCCACAUAGCAUCUAAGUGCUUUGCUCCAAAGGAGGAGACAGGGAAAGGAAAGGCGACCGCGCCGACGGGCUGUGUUAAGCCGGUUGAAAUGCCGUUAAAAGAGGAGCUAAACCGAGUUCAGGAGGGAUGUGAGAAAUCCCUUUCAACCGGGUUGGUACCUGUGAGGGAGGGGUCACCCCCAGUGCCAGUAAGAAUCUGGACAGACACUGGGGCUUUUUAGUCCUUAGUCCUAAACAGAGCAUUGGAAUUCAAUAGUGAGACAGAUACUGGUGACGUGAACGUGAUAGAAGGGGUUGGAAAAGGAACUGAGGCCGUACCGUUACAUAAAGUAUUUUUGAAGAGUGAUCUGGUAUCUGGACCAGUCACGAUCGGGAUACAGUCUGCACUCCUGAUACCCCAUGUAGAUGUCUUACUCAGGAAUGACCUGGGCGGGGGAUGUGUUCUCUGCAGUUCAGCUCGCGAGUAAGCCUGCCAGGACUGAGCCCCCGCCCAUAGUUUCUGAAUUUAAUCCCGCAGGUGCAGUCACCAGAAGAAUGUCGAGGAAAGCUGUUAAGACAACCCCUGAUUUAGCCGAGUCCAACCUUGAUUUAGCAGAGACAUUUUUACCAGCCUUGUACCAGGAGAGGUUGGAGGGUGGUAAAACGGAGAAUAGUGGGGCUAAGGAAAGUAAGGGAGACAAAGCAGAGUCAGUGUUGUCAAGGAACAGAAUCUUGAAAUUGGCCCGUAAGAUACCCCUGGGUGGACAUUUUGGAGUGAGCAAGGAAUUUAUGGAGGCACAGACCCAAGAUGAGGAACAGAUGUGGCAGUUAGAAGGUCCAGGGUUGGACACGGAUGAUGUAUCUGGAUUGACAGAGCUGGUUGUAGUUGAAGAAUUUAAGUGUGUUCUCAAUAAUGCAAAGGCUUUCUGAGAUAAUACCUUGAGGGAGUCCGCUGGGUUAGCGGACGAGGUUGUUUUAACCUGCAAGGUUGAGUUUACUCCAGAUGGGAGUUGCCCAGAGAGUAACUGGGAGGAUCAGGGGAACUCGGAAUUUGAAACUGGGACUGGUAUUGAAAGCCAAGAAGAGGCAGUUGUCCCAUUGGCCUGUGUUCAGUUUACUGAACCUUGUGUGGAGACUCAGGAAAGGUCUGAAAUGUCUCAUUUGGUUAAAAAGGAAUGCAAUCCUUUUGGGUCAGAUGCACUUGGUUCAGUGAAGAAAGGGUUAACCUUGGCACCAGUAGAGAGUGAGGAUUCUCAGUCAUGUGUAUUAAAAGUCAGUGAUGAGAUAAAAGCUGGUGAGAUGGAUGUUAUUGGAGAUACUGAGCGAAAAAGUGUUACUCGACUUUUGAAUAAAGUAAAUGUAAAGUCAGGUUUGGUUCCAGGACUGUUGUGCAAAGGGAAGGGACCGUUAACUAAACAAUGGUUUGUUAACAAGAUGUUUGUUUUGAAAUUUAAGGAUAAACAACUUGGUGAUGUUGCUCAAGUAUGUGAUUUGGAGAGGCAGAACUUAAAGUGUUGUUUUGGCCCAGAGAGACCAUCUGCUAGUGUCAUCAAGGAAACUAAUCAAAUUAAAGAUCCUGAAGAUAAAAUUAAUGACCUGCUUAAAAUUAAUGAGUGGUGUGGAAGUUCAGAAAAUGGGCUUAGUUUAGAAAACAUCGGUGAUAAGCUUUAUUUUUCUGUACGAAGCUUGUGAAAGUUAAAGAUGAUAUCAUAGUAGGUUGACUGAAAGUUAGGUUUUGAAGUAAAAUAGAGAUUACUAUUUGCACAAUCUUCUGUAAUGUACUACAUUAUAAUCACACAUGUAGUGGUUCACUCUUUGUGAUAUACACCUAAGCUAAGAACUAACUCCACUGUAGAAAAAGAAUUACUGUCACUUACCCUGGCAUUACAGCAUUUUGAGGUCUACAUUUGACCAGCAUAGAAACCAGUGAUAGUUUAUACUGAUCACAAGCCCUUGGUAUUUUUGACAAACAUGAAGAAUAAAAAUAGAUGGUUAUUAAGUUGGAGUCUGUUGUUACAAGAAUUUGAUAUUAAAAUACAAAAUGUAAAGGGAAAUGACAAUGUAAUUGCUGAUUGUUUAUCCAGGUGAUAAUUUGAAAGUAUACCUGUGUUAUCCUUGUAGUUAAAGACCACUUCUGUAUUAGAUUAGACUCUGUAAUGUGCUUUACUAGUGAAUUUUCAACCCGGUGAAGAUUCUUUGAAGGGUGGGGGUGUUAUGUGUGCUGAACAGACCUGAUGGAAAUGGGGUCCAGAGCUGACCCUUCCCCCCCGCCCUUUGAGGACUAUGCAGCUAAUGAGAGUGAGAGAGAGAUGAAGAACAGAGGUAGAGAUAUCUGCUACAGAUAAGAGAGAGACAACUGAUUUAGGUAUUAUGGCUGCUUCACUGAUGGACAGGUAAACGAAACCUUUUGCUGCAGGGACACUUCUUUGCUCGUUAACAUUCCUGAAGAGACAGCAGGAGUGGCCUAGUUUGAUGGACAUAGACAUAUUGAGUUGAUGGAUGGCUGAUACCCCGUCAGUGGGGAUAAAAGACGGGUCUGGGGAGACACUCUUCAAACACACCAGUGGACACUGACCGAGUGUUGUGCACCCACAGGAAGGUGGGGGCUUAGAGGACCGAAUCAGAAGAUCGGUCACAAAGGCUCACAGUGUGACGGCAGGGCUGGUGGGGACUUGUGUGUGUGUCCAGUCAUGCCAGGGUGAUGAGUCCACCACUGAAGAACAGUCUAGCUGAGAACGGAGGGGUCAUAACCGAAUGACCACAAUGGUACAACGGAAUAAGAAGACAACAGAAGGUUUGCUUGCUGCAGCUGCCCAAUCUCUUGGUCGCUUUCUGCCCCCCUCUCUCUCUCUCCAAUUGCAGCACAGCAACAGCUACCUCAGCAUGGACGAACUGAACUGAACUUUAUAUUCUCUUAUGACUAUUCAUUUACCCCUAGAUAUUGAUAGAGCUUGUUUAUUAUUGCUAACCUGUUUUAUAUGUAUAUUUGCAUUAUUGAUACUCUUUGGUUUAUUUUACUAAUAAACACCUUUAGUUAAAGAACCACCAGACACCAACAUAUCCUUCCAUUUCUGCUGGUCUGUUAACCCAGUUACUGGGUACGUAACAGCAUACUUUACUUAGUAUUAUUUAAUUAUUUAUGGUUUCAUAUUGCUAUAUUUCCUGUUCUUGGUUGGUGCGACUGUCACGAAACCCAAUUUCCCUCAGGAACAAUAAAGUAUGUCUGUGUCUGAUUACUGAGUUAAUUGCUUACCACAUUCACAGCAGGUGAACAGACACUCCCCGGUAAGAACUCAAUGA